Messenger RNA from Octopus sinensis (East Asian common octopus), 540 nucleotides. RefSeq names its product ankyrin repeat domain-containing protein 1-like. The annotation marks the transcript as partial. Gene Ontology annotation, molecular function: protein binding. The record is from RefSeq and is a predicted model, not a curated record. The transcript is spliced from 3 exons. NCBI's taxonomy places the organism in Eukaryota, Metazoa, Mollusca, Cephalopoda, Octopoda, Octopodidae.
AUGAAGGUAGACUUAGGGAAGAGAUUGCAGUUUCCCCAGGAUAUCCAUACAACCCUGAGGCCUGAUGUGGUCCUGUGGUCUGAAAAGGCCCAGAAAAUUAUCAUAAUUGAACGAACAGUUACGUGGGGAGCCGGUUGUAACGAGGCCCAUGAACAGAAGUGUGACAGAUAUAAGAGACUUCUGCAGGAUUGCAGGGAGAAGCGAUGGCAGGUAUGGAUAUUCCGAGUGGAGAUUAACAAACCUAUUGAAUAUGGAAAAACUCCUCUAAUAUUUGCCUGUGAAGUGGGCAUCGAUAGAAGAAUACUCGAAAUUUUGCUAGAAGCAGGAGGAGAGGUGAGAACAAAAGACGAAUGGGGUAAUACAGCUUUACAUUAUGCUGUGUCGAGCCGUCGUCUUCAAGCCGUGGAACUCUUACUAUCUCGGGGCAGCGAGAUAAACGGAAAGAGGUAUGAUGGCAGGACUCCUCUCCAUUUGGCUGCAAACUUAUCUCCGGAAUGGACAGAUGGUGUGAAAGAAUUAAUGAAACACAGAGCUCUUGAG